AUGGCCGUCAACGCGACGAUGACGGGCGUCUACCAGCUCGAGCCGGUCGCCCACGCCAACCACCCGUCCUUCCUCCAUCUGGUGCUGCUCGUCUUCGAGGCCGUCCUAGAAGUCGUCUGUGUCAGUCUUCCGGGAUAUAUCGCCGCCAGGCAGGGCAUGUUCGAUGCCGAUGCCCAGAAACUCGUCGCCAACCUGAAUGUGAUGCUGUUCACUCCGUGUCUGAUCUUCACGAAACUCGGAUCUCAGCUCACGGCUGAGAAGCUGACCGAUCUCGCCAUCAUCCCGGUGAUUUUUGUUAUCCAGACCUGUGUCUCGUACGGCUGUGCCUUUGUUGUGGCUCGGAUAUGUCGCUUCAAGAAGCGCCAGUCCAACUUUGUGGCUGCCAUGGCGGUAUUCGGCAACUCCAACUCCCUCCCUAUCUCCCUCGUCAUGUCGCUCUCCCAGACCCUUAAAGGCUUGCACUGGAGUCGUGUUCCGAAUGACAAUGACGACGAAGUGGCCGCACGCGGUAUUCUGUACCUGCUCAUCUUCCAACAACUGGGUCAGCUUGUGCGCUGGAGCUGGGGCUACCAUGUCCUGCUCGCCCCCAAGGAACGCUAUCUCGAAGAACAGGAACAGGAAAGGGGCGUCCCCCGCAUCCAACGUGGCCAGGCUCGCUACAGUGACAACCCAAACCAGACAGACCCCGACGAGCCCUUGAUCCGCACCCGGAGCGAGGACGAUUUCGACGACCUCGACGCCGAUACCGUGCAUGUGCCUAGCAAAUUCGGUUCCGGGGACCAGACACCCGUCACUACUCGCACCUACUCACACGCCAAACUGUCUUCGCUUGACGCCUCGGCCGUGGAGCCUGGACACAUUCAUGGCGGCGGUGAUGAUAACAGCGACUCUAGCGAAGAUGACUCGCACGAUUCUGUCCUCGGUCCACCGCCAGAGGGUCCCUUCCUACCGCGCCAGGUGACCCAUGGCGAUAUAAUGACCUUUCCUAACGUCGAAGUCACUCGACGCCAGAGUUCCCGAGAGCCGACCGGGGCCAGUGGGUGGGGGAAACGAUGCAAGAAAACCAUCCGCCGGGUUCGCACCCGCAUUGUUCGUUGCUGGCAUGAGCGCUCAUCGGCCCUUUUCCAACAACUGCCGCCGGGUGUGCAGAAGGCCCUGACUACAACUGGCCGCUGGCUGCGCCGGACGGCCAGGGGUGUCUGGGCAUUUAUGAACCCGCCGCUGUGGGCGAUGCUGGUGGCGAUCGUAGUCGCCUCGGUCCCCGCGCUGCAGCGACUUUUCUUCGACGACGGCACCUUUGUCCGCAACUCGGUGACCCGCGCCGUCCAACAGAACGGACAGGUCGCCGUGCCGCUGAUUCUCGUCGUCCUGGGCGCCAACCUGGCGCGCAACACGAUCCCCGAAGAGGCCCUCGCCGACCUGGAACACCCCAAGGAGGAACGCAAGCUGAUCAUCGCCUCUCUGGUCGCCCGCAUGCUGCUGCCAACCCUCUUCAUGGCUCCCAUCCUCGCCCUCCUCGCCAAGUUCGUCCCCAUCAGCAUCCUCGGCGACCCCAUCUUCAUCGUCGUCUGCUUCCUCCUCACUGGCGCCCCGUCGGCCCUGCAACUCGCCCAGAUCUGCCAGAUCAAUAACGUCUAUGUAGGCGCCAUGUCCUCGCUCCUCUUCCAAAGCUAUGUCGUGUGGUCGGAUUAG
Messenger RNA from Penicilliopsis zonata CBS 506.65, 1692 nucleotides. RefSeq lists its product as hypothetical. Bases 1 to 1692 code for a protein of 563 amino acids. The record is from RefSeq and is a predicted model, not a curated record. Gene Ontology annotation, cellular component: endoplasmic reticulum; membrane. NCBI's taxonomy places the organism in Eukaryota, Fungi, Ascomycota, Eurotiomycetes, Eurotiales, Aspergillaceae. The transcript has 5 exons. Gene Ontology annotation, biological process: transmembrane transport.